CAUUCCAUAAAGUAAUGCUGUGUUUUUUACAGUGUGUUGAACUCCUUAGUUUUAAUGAGGUUCUCUAAAUUUUGAUAUUUAUAUAUAUGGGUCCAGGUUGGUGAGUUUUCACGUAAACUACUGAGUAAGACAGGCUGAAGAUUCUGGUAGUAAGGAUGUGUGAAAAAUCCAAGUGUCUUUAGCAUAUAGUUUGUGGGCUGGCAGCAUUUCCAUCUGCCUUGAACAGACAGGAAUUUGGAUUCUGUACAAUGCACUGAGUGUAAAUGAAGUCAUGGUGUGAAAUGCUGAGAGUCAGCACUGCUGAAAGCAGCGUAUGUUGAAGUGCAGCAUCUGUGAAUACAAAGCUGCCCUUCUGGGACACUGUGCAAAAUGAUGUAACUGAGUGAAAAAGCUCUGCAGAAAUACAUUCCACCUGCUGGAACUGAGUGUCUCUGCUGCAAUACUUCACCAGGCUUGAGUGUGAGGCUUCCUUGACCGUGCUGUGGGACUGUGUGGUAUGACAAAAGCUGCUGGCAGCAACAGCCAGAGAUCCUGAGGUUUUCUUUUGCUGCCCUGCACCUGUUCUGCAGCUCUGCUACAAAGAGGUGACCCCAAGGAAAGCCUUUAAUGCCUGUGGGGAUUCCAACAGGAAAAUUUUCUUGACCUUGUGUCUGGGUAGUUCUUGAGGAUGGCAAGCAAAGGACCCACAGCUUCUGCAUCAACCAAGAGCUCCAGCACUGGAGGGACCAGUGGCAGCAGCAGCAACGGUCCCGGGGACAACACUAAUCAGGACAACACUUUUGAAUGUAACAUCUGCCUGGACACUGCCAAGGAUGCAGUGAUCAGCUUGUGUGGGCACCUCUUCUGUUGGCCUUGUUUACAUCAGUGGCUAGAGACCAGGCCAAACAGGCAAGUGUGUCCUGUAUGCAAAGCAGGAAUCAGUCGAGAUAAAGUUAUUCCUCUGUAUGGAAGAGGUAGCACUGGGCAGCAGGACCCCAGAGAGAAAACUCCACCACGACCCCAAGGACAGAGACCUGAACCAGAGAACAGAGGGGGGUUCCAGGGCUUUGGCUUUGGUGAUGGUGGCUUCCAGAUGUCCUUUGGAAUCGGGGCGUUUCCCUUUGGUAUAUUUGCAACAGCCUUCAACAUAAACGACGGGCGACCUCCUCCAGCUGUUCCAGGGACUCCUCAAUAUGUGGAUGAGCAGUUCCUUUCCCGCCUCUUCCUGUUUGUGGCACUGGUGAUAAUGUUCUGGCUGUUGAUUGCAUAAAUCUUUUCCAUUAUUCUAUAUAUUCAUGACCAACAAGGCCACUGAAACAGUUACAAACUGCAUCCCCAUCCCACUUUAAACCUCUUGGUCUGGUUCCGUAGCUAACUAUGGGCUUCAGGAAUUGGUGGUACCACAGCACAAUGAGGAAUCUCGCAUUUUGCACCAGAGUUGCAAAUUAAACAUUGGUUAAAAAGCAUAUUUCAGCUCAGAUAUCUUGUACAACAGGUUCCUGCCACAAACCACGGGCCUAGCGUUGAGCUGUGCUCCCAAGGGAGUGCUGCUCUGAAAUCCUGUGCCAAUCAGUGACACCAGGUCUGUGGGACAGACAGGGACCCCCAGGUAGACUGGGCAGGUCAGGAAACUUCUCCAGUGUGACCAGUGUCUCAUGCUUUGCAACCACGAUGGAUCUGCCAGAGCUGCAGAUGUUAUUUAAUGUCUCCAUCAACAUCCAGCCUUCUCCAGGAAAUCACCUGCAGCACUGCUGACACUCUUUGGGCACAGCACGUGGUGCAAAUGGAACCAGGUCCGGAGACUGGUUCCUUUUCCUGCUGUUAUUUCCCGGCGUGAUGGAAACCCCUUCCUGACGUGGUUCUGACGGCUGCUGGAAGAAGGGAUACAAAUUUAUGCUGCAAUUUUUUAAAGCCUGAACAUGCUGGAGCCAGACACUGGAAGAUUCUCUGGCUGUGGAGCCGGGUGAGGCUGGACACAGCCGCUGCCUCACCCAGCCCAGUUCCUCACUGACCAGCAGUGUUGUCUCCCCUGGCUCUGCACAGCCCCGGGGCUGCACUCGUGGAUAAUCCCCUCACCCCUCACAACCUCCUCACGGUAGCCACAGUUAUCCCCUCCCAGGCCUUUGAGACUUUCUACGCAAGGUCAUGUCCUCCAAAUAAAAUCCUAUUACAGAUCCGAGAUCAGCUCGUUCGGGGAGAGGAACAAAAGGCAUCUUUACGAGAGGUUUGAGGCUAAACCUGUCAUCCUGUAAAAUUGCACAGGAGGAAAAAUGAGAUCCUGCCUUUGCCAGCACAUGCACGGUAGGGAACACUUGGAAGACCUUCUCUCUGCAGGUGCACACAGCUUCUCCGAGCCACAGCAGAACGGCCACAGCACAAGAGUCUCUGCAGUAUCUACCAAAGAGUUUAAUUUGAAGUGCUGGAGGAGACCACAGCCAUUAAUGUGCUGAGGGGAUAUUUCAGAAGGUGAGCACUCUGUAGCCGUUUUGGAAUCCUGCUGGGUAUUCAGCUUUAAAGAGUACUCCUGAUGUAUUUGUGUAGAUUCCUUCACAACAGCAGAUUAGAGAGAUUCCCUAGCAAGAUGAACAGUUUUCAUAUUUCUCUGACUAGGCAAUUCCACUUUUUUUUUCUCUUAUUGUUUUUAGAUUGUUUCGAUUCAGGUCGCUGAUAGUCUCAUUGAUUUCCUGCAAGAUGAAUAUUGUGACUUCUCUGGUGAUAGACAGAAAACUGACAAAACAAAUCAACAAAUAGAAACUUUGUUUCAAUA
This is a messenger RNA of Manacus vitellinus (golden-collared manakin), 2746 nucleotides long. RefSeq names its product ring finger protein 185 (gene RNF185). Gene Ontology annotation, molecular function: ubiquitin-like protein conjugating enzyme binding; metal ion binding; ubiquitin protein ligase activity. The record is from RefSeq and is a predicted model, not a curated record. The coding region runs from base 668 to 1249 and encodes 193 amino acids. Gene Ontology annotation, biological process: ubiquitin-dependent protein catabolic process. Lineage: Eukaryota; Metazoa; Chordata; Aves; Passeriformes; Pipridae. The transcript is spliced from 7 exons. Gene Ontology annotation, cellular component: endoplasmic reticulum.